Chondrus crispus (carragheen) is the source of this 1152-nucleotide messenger RNA. RefSeq lists its product as hypothetical. The coding region runs from base 1 to 1152 and encodes 383 amino acids. Lineage: Eukaryota; Rhodophyta; Florideophyceae; Gigartinales; Gigartinaceae. The transcript has a single exon. The record is from RefSeq and is a predicted model, not a curated record.
AUGCCGGACGACCCCCCCGGGCUCCCGGCCCGUCUCCUUUUUGCCCCCCUGCACGCGGCCGAGGCUGCCCCCGAGUCCGACGCCGCCCAUCUCCGCGAUCUCCACUACUGCACCUCUACCGGUCGCUUCUUCUCGUUUCUCUCCGCCGACAUCGUCACCGAACGCCGCUCUUCCCGCGCGGCCAAGCAGUUCUUCUGCCCGGUCUGUCCCGACUCCCUCAUCAAACUCAGCAAGCUGCGAUGCCCGACCUGCAACUGGUCCACUUCCUCCGUAGGCAUCUCCGACAUCUCCGGCCUACUCCAACGCGAUGGCGACCCGUAUCCGUGGAUCUCCGCUGAGAUUCGCCAGCUUCACGCCCGCUUCGCCGCGCAACGCGACCCCCAACAUUCCGCCCCGGAGGACGCUUCCGCCCCCGUCGCCCAGACAGCCGAGCGCAAGUCCAGCUUGCCCAAAGUACAACGCCAAGAAGAGUCUGAUCAGAAGCCUCCGAACGCGGGCAACUCGUCUACUGCGGCGCAGCGCUUCGCCAAAUGGCAGGCCGAAAAAGAGAAACGCGUCUUCAGUCAGUGGAUGCCGGAGAUGGAAAUGGUGGAGUGGACCAGUCUGCAGGGGCGCCCCGAAGGCGACAUCGACGCUUUCAUGGCGGAGGAGAAGCUCGACAGCUUUCUCGAAAUCGAGGAGAGGGUGUGCAGCACCACGUGGCGCAAGUGCGAGGUCUCCGCGCGACGACGUGUCCCGCAAGCAAAGGUGCGUAUCGGCUCCCCAUUCGGAAGCGCGGAGACGAAGGAGGCGUGUCAGGUUGCGCCGGAUAUUGCCGCAUGGAUCCAACAUGCGUGCCAGAGCGCGCAGCAGGGGGCUGUGUCUGUCGUCAUUGGUAACAAACGGCGACGCGGAGACCUUUUUGUCACAGUAGCGAAUGCCGACAAGGCAAACGAGCGAGCGGAGACCAUGAUUGCGCUGGGAGAAACAGCUACGCUGACGAUAGGGCACUUCUCGUUUCGCGAGGAACCCGUUCCGGAAGUGCUUGGCGAGUUUUCCAUGUGCACUGCGCUAGCCGUGCUCGAAGCAUCGUUUCAGUAUACCGAGCCUGACAUCACGGUAUCUUCCGAUCAAGUGUCACAUCUACGGAUUUAUGCGCGGCAUCCGCGCUGA